This is a messenger RNA of Paramecium octaurelia, 763 nucleotides long. NCBI's taxonomy places the organism in Eukaryota, Ciliophora, Oligohymenophorea, Peniculida, Parameciidae. The record is from the annotation of a GenBank genome assembly.
AAUCUUCUCAAAUGAAUAUUGUAUGCAAAGAUUAUUUAGAAAAAGAGGCUGUUUUGGGUGACUUAGUCAUAACCAAUUUUAAUUUUGAUCUAAUACCUAUAGCCAAUGAUUUGCUAUACUUGGAAAUGAAUAAUUGUCUUCGACCACUCUAUAUUGGAUAAGAAAUGACAAUUUUGUAAACUGUGGCUGAAUCUAUUUAAAAAAUGGAAUUAGUGCAUGGCAAAGUUUAAGAAUAUUUAUGCAAAGGAAACUAUUCUAAAUAUGUCAUUGAUAUACUCAAAUAAAAAAAGCAAUAGGGGGAAUUGAUUGAAGAUGAAGUUAGUUUUAAGGUAUCUAAAAUGCAUACACUUUUGGUUAUCGACAGAAAGGUAGACUUCAUAACUCCUAUGUUGACUCCAUUCACAUACGAAGCAUUGAUUGAUGAAGUGUUUUCAAUUAAGAAUAAUUCCAUUAAUCUAGAGAUUAUUAAAAACUAAUAAGCUUUAAAAGACAGACCAAAAACGAUAAAACUUAAUGAUUCUUAUUACAAUAGAAUCAAAAUUAUGAAUAUAAAGCAAUGUCAAUGAGUUCUUGAAGAAAAGAGGUAGAAUAACAAAUAGAUUAUUUAAUCCAUCAAAUAAUAGGAUAAUAAAAUGAAUAUGAGUGAUAUGAAUUAAUAUCUCUCCAAAAAUACGAAUGCUGCCAAAAAAAAAAAAAAGAACAAAAUAUUAUUCUUGACCGUAAUAAUUUACACUAUUACAGAUCUUAUUGUUAGUCAACAUUU